UCAUCAUUUACAAAUCCUGCUCAAAUUGUUCACCUCUGUUUCGAAUGCAGGCCCGACAUCUUUGUCGUAUUUCUACAGUUGUAGUCCGAAGUCCAUUACAUGGCGCAGUAGCCAUGUAAUCUUAUUUUUUAGUUGAGACAUCAUUGCCUCUGCUGUCUAACGUGUGUGCUAGAUUUCUGUACUCCACGAUUCUUUCAUUCGGUUGUAUUUUCUCGUUAAGUUUUGUUGUUUUUUGUUACGUUUUAUUAAGUUUCUGUUAUUUUUAAACUUUGUUGACUAUUUUGUUGUUGCAAUGGCGACAUACUCUAACGAAGAAUAUGCGGAUAUCAUAAUGAUUUAUGGUGAGGCCCGUGGUGUCGCUCGUGCAGCGCAACGGCUUUACCACGAACGCUUUCCUGGUCGACGAUUGCCUGGCCGCAGAGUUUUCCCAGACACAUACCGGCGAUUACGCGAGACUGAGAGUGUCACUCUCCGUGAACCAAGGGGACAUGUUGUGCGACAUAAUGUUAAAGUGGACGAAAGAAUACUGGCAUUAUUUGAAGAAGAGGACACAAGAAGCAUUAGAGAUGUGGCGGCACAACUUAAUAUUUCAAUAUGGAAAGUGUGGAAGGUCCUUCGACAAAACGAAAAAUAUCCAUUCCACGUGACUCCUGUUCAAGGUCUUGAGGGUGGUGACUUUGACAGACGAGUUCACUUUUGUCGGUUUUUGUUACACACAGAUGUGGAAAAUCCUGAUUUUUUAAAAAGAAUACUGUGGACGGACGAAUCUAAAUUUACCAGAGAAGGGAUUCUUAACUUAUACAACUUGCACCACUGGGCACCGAAACAGGAAAACCCACAUGCCAAAAGACAAAACUCUUUUCAAUAUCGAUUCAGUGUGAACGUUUGGGCAGGAGUGAUUGGGAAUCAGAGUUCCUGCAAAAUGAUCUGCCGGAAUUAUUGGCCGAGGUGCCCGUGUUUAAUGAAGAUGUGCCCAUAGUAUUUCAAAACGAUGGCUGUCCCGCGCAUUGGCGUUUAACUGUGAGGGAAUACCUUGACAAUGUGUUCCCCAAUUCGUGGAUUGGGCGCGAUGGGCCUAUUGCAUGGCCGCCACGUUCCCCAGACUUAACUACAUUAGAUUUUUAUGUCUGGGGACGUGCCAAAG
This is a messenger RNA of Anthonomus grandis grandis, 1144 nucleotides long. RefSeq lists its product as uncharacterized. The transcript has 3 exons. Gene Ontology annotation, molecular function: nucleic acid binding. Bases 293 to 979 code for a protein of 228 amino acids. The record is from RefSeq and is a predicted model, not a curated record. Lineage: Eukaryota; Metazoa; Arthropoda; Insecta; Coleoptera; Curculionidae.